Messenger RNA from Hydractinia symbiolongicarpus, 4822 nucleotides. RefSeq names its product DIS3-like exonuclease 2. Gene Ontology annotation, cellular component: exosome (RNase complex); P-body. The record is from RefSeq and is a predicted model, not a curated record. The transcript is spliced from 2 exons. Gene Ontology annotation, biological process: miRNA catabolic process. Lineage: Eukaryota; Metazoa; Cnidaria; Hydrozoa; Anthoathecata; Hydractiniidae. Gene Ontology annotation, molecular function: RNA binding; 3'-5'-RNA exonuclease activity. The coding region runs from base 172 to 3111 and encodes 979 amino acids.
GCUUUGCAAUUUUAAAAUGGGGGAGAAGUAACGGUCCAUCUGACGAAAGACUUUGCAAUUUUUAGAGUAAAAACGAAAGUGCAUACUUUAGGAAAUAUUUAAUAUAUAUAUUAGAUUUAUGACUAUUUUGCAGUUUUAAAAUCAAAUAAAUCAAUUCAGAAGCACUGCUAAAUGUUCAAACUACUUCAUGGUGCUUGUAGUACAGUGAAAAGAGUUUUAAUUCCCGCAUCAGAUUUUGCUGCAUUUGGCGCUCCAUUGACGCAACUUGUCAAGCAUAACAAACAGUCACCAUUUAAUUCUAUAAAGAUACAAGUGCGACACAAGUCCACGGUACGAUCUUAUUUGAAAGAUUUACUUACCACCAUGUCUGCUGGUGCUAAGAUGAGCAAAGACCAAGCACAAAAAACAGAGUCUGUUCAAGUUAAAGAAGUUAACGAAAAGCAGGACAUUGGGAAUCCUUCAGAAGCGAAGGAAGAAGGCAUUACUCUGACAUCACAACAGAAACGGAACAGGAAUCAAAAUCGUAUUCGCAAGUUGAAAAAGGAGGCUAUGAACAAUCCGAACAAUGCCGAAGCUAAUCGAAAUAGAAAAGAAACUGCUCCUUCUACCAAAAAAAGGAACAACAAGCAUGGUAAAGAAGAUAGUAAAAAAAGCGAAAAUGCAAGUGAAAAGUUACCUCCAUACCUUCUUACUCCCAGUCCGGGCGACAAAGGCAAACCUGCUAACCGCAAAAGGACUGAUAACGAAGAGAAGAAAGGAAAUGGUCAACAAAGGAGUAGCAAACUUCCCGAAAUCAACUUUCAACCAUACAUAACGUUCAAUGAGUGUUCACAAGGCUUGAAAAGAGGAGAGUUGAUCCAAGGCGUUCUGAGAAUAAAUCAGCGAAAUUUUCAAGAAGCUUACAUCACUUCCGACGCAGGAGGGCGUGACAUUCUCAUGGAUGGCGUUGCUGCCAGAAACAGGGCGCUACCUGGUGACGUUGUUGUAAUCAAAAUACUUCCCAAAGAAAAAUGGAAAAGAUAUAAUCAACAUUCGCAAGCAGACAAUGUUGCUGAAAGUGAUAGCGAUUUUAGUAGGACCGCCAACGUUGUGUUCAUUCUUGAAAAGAAGCACCCGAGGCUUGCAGCUGGUCAUCUGAAUGUCUAUCGCAAUAACGCUUUCGGUUUUGCUUUAAUGUCACCUGUUGAUAACCGGUUACCUCGAUUAAUGAUACCGUUAAACGAAUGUCCUGAUGAUUUCAAAGCUAGACCAACCGAUUACGCAAAGACUUUGUUUAUCGCUCGAAUUUCAAACUGGAAUUUAAAUGUGGCGUUCGCGUCAGGUAAACUUAUGCGUAGUUUAGGAGAAGCAGGUCACAUAGAACCUGAAACUGAAGCUAUGCUUAUUGCAAACGAUAUUGAUAGUUCUCCUUUUGAAAAAGAUGUUAUCGAUUGUUUACCAAAUGGAGCUACUUGGCACAUAACAAAAGAAGAGUUGAGCAAACGGAGAGACUUGCGAAAGGAGUGUAUAUUUACCAUCGAUCCAGCCACUGCUCGUGAUUUAGAUGACGCACUGUCUUGUAAGAAGAUCGGUGAAGAUUUGUACGAAGUCGGUGUACAUAUUGCUGACGUCAGCCAUUUUAUAGAACAAGGUAGUGCUUUAGAUAAAGUUGCUACGCAACGAGCCACUAGCGUUUAUUUGGCACAGAAGGUGGUGCCAAUGCUACCGUCUGUUUUAUGUGAACAAUUGUGCAGUUUAAAUCCUGGUGUGGAGCGGCUUGCUUAUUCAGUCAUUUGGAAUAUGACUUCGAACGGAACCAUUCUAAAGGAAUGGUUUGGAAGAACAGUGAUACGUUCAUGUAUAAAACUAUCCUACAACCACGCACAGCAGAUGAUUGAAAGUGCUGAAGAUGAUCAAUUAAAUCCGGAAGAAUACCCUGCUGUAGACGGCGGAUUUAGUUUGGGAAAAAUCCGAGAUACCGUUCAAUUGUUAUUUGGUAUGUCCGAUUUUUUAAGAAAGAAGCGAUUUCAGUCGGGUGCUUUGAGACUGGAUCAACCGAAGUUAGCAUUUACACUCGAAUCUAAAACCGGUUUACCCAACGGAUGCAGUGUAUAUGAGUACAAAGACAGCAACCGUAUGAUUGAAGAAUUCAUGUUAUUAGCUAAUAUGGCUGUUGGUCGAAAGAUAUAUGACGCUCAACCAGACAGGGCUAUUUUACGUUGCCACCCUCCUCCACACCCACAAAUGAUGGAAGACUUACUUAACCAGUGCAAGUUGUAUAACAUACCUUUCGAUAUAAGUGAUAGUUCUAGUAUAUCACAAUCUCUUGACAGAGUCUCUGAGAUGGAGCCCGGAGUUCGGGAUUAUAUGUUACCUGCUCUUACCUUAAUGUGCACCAAACCGUUUCAGAAUGCUAAAUACUUCUGCACCGGCAGCGUUGAAGAUGAAUCUGUAUACAGACAUUACGCUUUAAAUGUUCCCAUUUAUACUCAUUUCACAUCGCCGAUACGUCGGUAUCCCGACGUCUUAGUCCAUCGUUUUCUGACAGCGGCUUUAGACGGACAAUUCGAAGUGGCAUCGGAAGCAAAAGAAUUGCAGAAAAUAGCUGAACAUUGCAAUGAUAAGAAGUGGGCGGCGAAGAAAGUAUCGGAACAAAGUUCACUUCUCUUCUUUUCUAUAUAUGUAUUAGAAUGCGGCCCGCUUGUGGAGAAAGGAGUGGUCGUUGGAAUACUAGAUCAGGCAGUUGACAUUUUAUGUACGCGGAUAGGUAUGGUGCAGCGAGUUUAUUGUGAUAAGUUGUCCUUGUUUCGUCAUGAAUUCAAGAUGGUGGAUCUUAAGCCGCAAAUGACUCUGCAUUGGGUAGAAGAAAAAACUGACGAAAAUGUGGAUGAAAAGCUUACAAAGUUGACAAAACGCUUUGAAAGAAACUGGGUGCAAGGAAGAAACGGAAAGGAAAAAGAUCCCAAAGAGUGUGAAGAACUUCCAGCAGUUCCCGAUGACGCCAUGACACAAACUUUGCAUAUGUUCUCACCUGUCGAUGUCGUGUUAAAAGUUGAACGACAAUCUCCAACAAAAAUACUGGCAUUCUUACGCAGUCCGUUUGUCACCGAUACCCCAGACAUAGGGCUUUAAACAGUUUUUCUAGUAGUAGCACUAGUGAUGUUAUUUGAGUUUAUUGUAAUGUUUUAUUUUCUAUUAGGAAGCUUUGGAAGAGCUUUUCUCUUUUAAGUUUAGCCUGCGAACUAAAUUUAUUGCAAGAAAUUUGUGCUGUCAGUGACAUCUAGACUUUUAAUUUUUAAAAUGACGAAGUAUGCAUGCACCUGCAAUACGGUUGUGUUAUUAGUUAUGUUCGCACUUUUAGUUUUUAAGCUUUUAAACGACUUUAAUGUUUUUAUUUUUACCUCAUAUUUUUUAUAUAGUAGUAUGGGAUCGCAUUUAUAUUUUCAAUGAGUUUAAUUUCCUACUAUUUAGAAUGGAACUACCUUAAUUCAAGAAAUUUUCGCUCGCAGCUAAUUUUCGGGCAAAGCCCUUGCGUAAAUCCAGUGAAGUUUUUGACCGCAAAUCAGCUACACAAAAAGUCAUUUUUGUAAAACAAAAGUUAAGAUUUAUAAACUUUUUGAGAAGUGCAACACUUAGAUUUGUUAUUAAGCGUUGUUUCUAUAUAUUACAUGCGCGCGAAAAUAACGUGUGCGCUAAAUCUAGGUGCGCAAGAGAAAGUGUGCAAAAAAAGUGCGCAAAAGAAAGUGCGCGAGUUUAAAAUUUGAAUGUUUAACUUAAACUUGAAGAAAAAUUUCAUGAAUUAAGGUUACAUACACAUCGACUUAUUCGAACGUGUAGUAAGUGGGAAAAACCUGUUCGAGUGUUUGAAUGAAGGUGGAUUUCCACUCAAAUGCAAAAUUAAUCGGAACGGAACAAGAAAUAAUUAAAUUUGAUUGGUUAUGUGCUAAUUAUUCUUUUGUUUUUUUUUAAUUUUUUUUGUUCCUGUCCGCAAGAAAAGUUUAAAUGGGAACGAGAAAUUUUAUCAACCAAUUAGAUUCUAGAAAUCACAAUGGUCCGUUGUCGGUCCGUUGUCUAUGUCGUUUUUAAGUGGAAAUUCACCUUAACGAAACAAAAAAUGAGGCGGAGUCUUCGAGUUAACCGCCAAUUGGGUUAGUGGAUGGGUGGAGUUGCUAUGAUUUUAAUUACACCCACACUAAAAACAAGGAGUGUUUUUUGCUUAGAAGAGUUUAUGUAGCCAAAUUAAAAAGUACCAUAGUUAUCAGUGCAAACCUAAUCAAGCUUCCACCAGAACACAUCUUUUAUAUAAUCUUUAAGAUUUGUGCGUUUAAUCAUUCGGUCGCGCACGGAAUUCCCAGCUGUCUUAAAUCUUCAAUAGGAAGCAUUCGAUUAUUUUAGAGAAAUCUUAGAAAAAUUGUUUUGUAAGAAUGAAUAUUAAUUAUUUGCAAGUUCUAUGUCAAACUUUACAUGAAGUUCUUUUAUCCAACUCAUUUGUGAAAUCAGAUUACGCGGUUAUAAAAUUUGUGCUGUUAUUUAACUUCUAUUGUACUUUACUAUUAUUCCUCCUUAAAAACAGAAUUUUGCGGGUUAAUAAUACUCAAAUGGAAAUGGUCAACAUAAUUUAUUCUGGCGAAUUAAAUAUCUUCUUCAGGAUAGAUACUUUGUGAGUUUUAUUUAUCUGCGUAAAUUUUUCGCCAAGAGUUGAUUUUUUUGGUUUAUUUAACCGACAUUUUUAGAGCCGAGGAGGUUUUUAAUAUAAUUAUGAAUUUAAGCAUUGUGAGAGGUAUUAUUUAACAUUUCUAAAAUUAAAUAAUUUGGCAAAGGGAAGCAAAUCCCGAAUCGAGAA